This is a messenger RNA of Zingiber officinale, 1097 nucleotides long. RefSeq names its product 3-oxoacyl-[acyl-carrier-protein] reductase FabG-like. The record is from RefSeq and is a predicted model, not a curated record. Bases 61 to 849 code for a protein of 262 amino acids. Lineage: Eukaryota; Viridiplantae; Streptophyta; Magnoliopsida; Zingiberales; Zingiberaceae. The transcript has 5 exons.
UUAAUAUAUGCUCCUUCUAUAUUACGUUUCAGUAUCUUUCCUUCUCUUUUCCAUUAAAGCAUGUCGACGACAAUCAGCAUACGGUCCAUGUCAUGCUCCACCUCCCCCCGCGGCAUCGCCGCCGUCGUCGGCGUCGGCCCCAAGCUCGGCCGCUCCGUCGCCUGCAAGUUCGCCCACGAAGGCUACACCGUCGCCAUCCUGGCCCGCGAUCUCGGUAACCUAUCGCGGUUGGCGGAGGAGAUCGCGCUGGAGGCGAAGGCGCAGGUGUUCGCCAUCCGCAUGGACUGCUCCGACUCCAAGUCGGUCCGCGAGGCCUUCGAGGGGGUUCUCUCCCUCGGCUUCGUCGAAGUGCUGGUGUACAAUGCCUGCGAGCCGCCCGCCGCCAGCCCGCCCACCAGCUUCGCCGCCGUCACCCUGCACUCCUUCGAGCGCUCGCUCGCCGUCUCCGCCGUCGGAGCUUUCCACUGCGCCCAACAUGUAAUUCCCGGCAUGGCGGAGAGGGGCAGAGGCACCAUAAUCUUCACCGGAUCUUCCGCCUCGCUCAUCGGAUUCGCAGGCCGCUGCGAGCUAAGCUGCGGUAAAUUUGCUCUGAGGGGAUUGUCUCAGUGCCUCGCCAGGGAAUUCCAAUCCUCUGGAAUUCACGUCGUGCACGCCGUCAUCGACGGGGUUAUCGGUUUAGCAAGCGCACGCGGUCGAUCCUCCAGAGGAGAACAGAGCCCGACGCUGGUGGAUCCGGACGCAAUAGCGCAGACUUACUGGCACAUCCAUACGCAAAAGAAGGGCGCAUGGACGCAAGAGAUCGACCUGCGAGCGUCCAUCGACUCACCUACCAGUACCGGGGCUGUAUGAUCCAUCAUUCUCCAUUAAUUGUUACCUGCAAAAGGACAAGAUUUAAUAUGUAUGAUUCCUUGAAUCUAUGUAUCAAUCAUUGCUGGGCCCGUGGGAAUUAAUGAGGGCAAUAAAGGACUCGAUGUGAACAAAUGUGAAGUGUAUGAUCAUGAGGGAUGAAUCGUGUCACUUUCGGGUGCACAUGAUUUGUAUUAGAUGACAGAUAACGUGUAGUUCUUUCCGUUAGAUUCCAAAAUCGUUAUUGGCAA